AAUGAUUGUUUACAACGCAGCGGCGUCAACGAAGCGUGAAAAAAAGAGUAACAACGGCGGUAAACAUUACAGUCCAGUGAGGGCCUUGUCACAGAUACAUUUCGGAAUAUAUACGUGAAAACAAGGGACUGUCAAUAACAAACUGUCAGGGAUUUACAAGGGACAGUCGAUCAGUGUCAACCGUUAGACGGAAAUCAAUGUAUCUGAAGCGGCAAAUCUCUGGCUAUUAACCAGCUUUAAAUGUGCAUGCAGGGACACAACUGAUCGAGGCGAUCUGCUGCGCGAGGCGUCACACUGGCUGUGGAAAAUUAUUCGUAUUUCAUUAUUGUGCAUGGACAAUAUAUGUCGGCAACAAAUGCAUAGUCACAACUCCAGAUCAUAAACGCUAUACAUAUAUGUAUAUGCGCACAGAAAAUCAACUGUGAAACGAAAUCUAAGAAGAAAAUCGUAAAUCCGGAUUUUUUAGCCAGAAAAGUGUAACAACCAAAUAUACACGAUUGAACAGAUCAGAACAGAACAAUCCAUAUCUUUCACUGUCAGUUGAACAGCAACCUCAGCCGAAGGUUCCAUCUCCCAGUUCAUCGCCAUGUUUAACGCCAACCCCUCACUCAUCACUGCAACCCCUCGUUACCAUGUUCCUUCUCCUCGUCCUCGCAGCGCCUACCAUGACAGCUGCAUCCCCAAAGAUAAGCAGCUGGCCGCCCCUGCAGCGUCCAGCCGCAACUACAGCGAGGGGGACUUCCGCAAGUGUGACAAGGUGACGCAGGAUACAAUCUGGAAGGAGGGUGUCUCGUCCGAGAAACGUUGUCUCAAAAACUGGGAAGAUAACUGGGGUUUCCUCACCGAAUUCGAUGCUAAGGGUCAGCCCAAAGAGAAGGAGGAGACUCCCGAAAAUCUAACCAUCUUUUCCGAUGAAAUACCUAAUACGAAUUCCGGUAACUAUGGCAACCGUAUAGCCUCAGAUGUCGGCCAUGCUAUGCAAAAGAUGGAACAUAAGUUUUACAGUGACAACAGAAGAAAACGGAAGGAGGAACUUAUAUGCUACUAAACAUAGAACUCUCGGCACACUUCGGUAAUAUCCGGAUACCUUGCAUCGAAAAUGGAUGAUUUGCCAACAGGAUGGCAGAUGCUUCUGAAGUGUGAUACAUUUUCAAAGUGAUAAUACAACUUGUACAAGAUGUCCACAACUGGACAGCUCAGUACUUAAUAAUGCUCCGUCCAAAAAUAUAGCAUGACAUUAAGUUCAACAGAUACGUAAGGGGACACACUGUGAACGUCGAGUGCUUAACAUCCAGGGGCCCGUUUCACAAAGCGAUCGUAGCUGUACGACUGUCGUAUGUCUGUGAUAGUAUAGUACUUGCGGCAGUUGAAGCGCAAGGACUGCUUUGUGAAAGAGGGCCCUGGAGUUUUGGACCUGAAAACGAGGCGCGCCAUCUGAUAUGCUAACUUUCAUAACCUGCCUUGUCAAAGCAUAUUUGCAGAUAAAUCUACUUUCUCCAAAGUUACCUUAUCAUCAAUUUACUACACCGUUAUUGUUGACUCAGAGAGUAGGAAUUAGUGUGCAAAUUUAACAUGCUAUUUACUAAUGUAGACAUUUUUGUGAACAUUGUUAGUACAUUUUAUGAAAUUGUUUUCCGUUGUUGCGUUCUGUUCAUUAUUUUACUUGUUUACGAGUUAAUACAAUAGUAGUCUAUUUCCUGACACCUAAUUCAUUGCUAUAAAUUUGGAAGAGCAGAUUUAUUCUUAACGUUCACAUGUUAAUUCGAAAAACGUGAUUUUAUAAAAUGAUAUGUCAACGUUAAGGCAUGCGAUGAUAAGAACGCCAAAUAACCAUGCGCGCAUCAGUCUUGUCUGUGUGGUGGCGUACCAGAAAUUCUGUCUCAACGAAUACCCGUAACCAAGAUAUUUUACUGUGUAUAUAGUCUUGUAUGUUCUGUAUUCAGUGUAUAUUGUACAGUUUGAUUUAUGUUUGUACAUUAAUUUAUGAAAGAUUUCAACAAAGCACAUUGCAGCUGUUUGUUUUAUGCUUUUUGAAUAUUUUGUUUAAUGUUAUAUUUUGUUCAGCGUUUAUUUUUAAUAAUAAAUAUGAGUAAAACCAAAUUUCAAACAUCAACCUUGAAAAUUAUCUAGAAGUCAUAUUUUUUAGAACUGAAUGGUCAAAUGAAUAAAUUGAAAAUUCUCAAAUUA
Haliotis rufescens (red abalone) is the source of this 2187-nucleotide messenger RNA. RefSeq lists its product as uncharacterized. The coding region runs from base 587 to 1048 and encodes 153 amino acids. The transcript is spliced from 3 exons. The record is from RefSeq and is a predicted model, not a curated record. Lineage: Eukaryota; Metazoa; Mollusca; Gastropoda; Lepetellida; Haliotidae.